AUGGUUCACACAACCAAGUUAUGGGAGGUCCCGAAGCAAUUGACGUUCACACGCAAGCUCGAUCCGGACUUCAGAAUCCCAUCCCAGGAUAUCGCUGCCAAAAACGAGGACAACAUCAUUCAUAAGCCCAGAGUGUUGAUCAGCGGCAGUUUCUCGUGGUCGUUGCCUGAGGUCAGAAAGGAGUACAGGUACCUUACAUCCAACGACAAUGCGCUUGAGAGCUUAGGUUUGGACCCCGAACAGGUGGCAGAUCCAAGGUACCAGAAGGUGGUCAGUGGUGAGGUCUACGCAGAGUCAGACUUUGAAGACAAAGGAUACCCUUUUCCGUACGCUCAGGCAUACGCUGGAUGGCAGUUUGGCCAGUUUGCAGGCCAAUUGGGUGAUGGGCGAGUGGUCAACCUCUUUGAACUUGAAAAACCCACCAAUCAAGGUGUGAGAGUCCCUGCGUUGGCCAAUCGUAAUAAGUACGAAGUACAGUUGAAGGGAUCGGGAAUGACCCCUUUCUCCAGAUUUGCUGACGGGAAAGCUGUGCUCAGAUCUUCCAUCAGAGAAUAUAUUAUCUCAGAACACUUGAAUGCGAUAGGAAUACCCUCUACCCGUGCCUUGUCAUUGACUUAUCUCCCUCAGACCUAUGCCCAGAGACACGCUGCCGAAAAAUGUGCCAUCGUGUCCAGAUUUGCUGAGCUGUGGAUCAGAUUAGGCAGUUUCGACCUCUACAGGUGGAGAGGCGACAGAGAUGGUAUCCGCAAGUUGGCAGACUAUGUCAUUGACGAACUAUUCACUAUCGAUGGCAAGCAAUUCCAACACUGGAAAGAAAUCCUGGAAAAGAAGGACUUUUUGAAAGACUCUUCUGGUAUAAACGAAUUGACCAAGUACGACAAUUUCUACUAUGAGACGAUUGUCAGAAAUGCUACUACUACUGCGAUUUGGCAAUGUUAUGGAUUCUUGAAUGGUGUCUUGAAUACUGAUAAUACAUCCAUCCUUGGUCUUUCCUUGGAUUUCGGUCCAUUCUCUAUCAUGGAUAAAUACGAUCCAAAUUACACUCCGAAUUCUGAGGAUCACCAAUUGAGAUAUGGCUACAAAAACACACCCACUUCCAUUUGGUGGAAUUUGACUAGGCUUGGCGAGGACUUGGCCGAGUUAAUUGGCGGAGCUAGAUUACUCGAUGAUGAAGACUUCAUAAAGGGUAAUUUUAAAGAGGAAUGGGAAGAUGAAAUCAUCUCCAGGGCUACAACGGUAAUUGAAGUUGGUGGAGAAAUCUAUAAGUAUACAUUUACGAAGAAGUAUGUGGAAACUUUCUUCUCAAGGUUGGGACUUUCACAUAAGCUUAUUGAUGAAAGCGACCCCGACAAAGCCAAUAGUGAGUUAAUUGCACCAAUGCUCGAUAUGCUUUACAAGGUACAAUGUGACUUCAACAAAUUCUUUUUGGUCUUACAAGAAACCGAAAUCGAGGAUGAAUCGCGCUUUAACGCCACAGACAUAGCAGAGACUAUUCUACUUCCAGUAUUUAAUGAGGACGCCCCUUCCAGGUAUGACAAGAAUGAUUUAAUAGAGGAGAUUACAAGCUGGCUUGGGAUCUUCAGAAGAUAUGUGAAGGAGUCGAGAAAUAUUGAUCCAACUCACUCGAGAACUGAAAGCAAGUUAUAUAACCCAUUAUUUUUGCCUCGCAACUGGAUUCUUGACCAAGUUAUCAAGCAUACCGAAGACAGUGCAGGCCAAGACUUGACAUACUUGAAGAAGUUGGAAAAAAUGAGCUCCAACCCGUACGACAGAAGUAAAUGGGGAACUGAUUUGAAGGAGUUAGAAGAUAGAUGGAUUUUGCAAGGUGAUAUGGGUGAAGAUUACGCUAUGUUGCAAUGCAGCUGCUCAAGUUAG
Messenger RNA from Suhomyces tanzawaensis NRRL Y-17324, 1875 nucleotides. RefSeq lists its product as uncharacterized. The transcript has a single exon. Lineage: Eukaryota; Fungi; Ascomycota; Pichiomycetes; Serinales; Debaryomycetaceae. The coding region runs from base 1 to 1875 and encodes 624 amino acids. The record is from RefSeq and is a predicted model, not a curated record.